GCCUGGACUUCCUGUCCCACCCGCAUUUCGUGUCACUUCCGCGUGGCCAGUCAAGACUCAUCCAGCGAGCCGACGUUAUCCAAACGCUGUAAACAAAAGUUACUUAACGGUUUCGCCCCAGCGACACAUUGAACAAAGAGAAAUGCAUAUCAAAACAGGUACAUGGGACGUCAGCAACACUGUAUGUGAGUCGGAUGCCCUGUGUGAUCAAGCAGUAGUCCUCGUUUCAGCCACCAACUCGGAGCCACACAUUCGCAACCGUCGCCUGUCUCCCGGCUCAGGAAACUGCGGUGGUGGGGGUGGAGGCUGCAUCUCUGAAAGUGACCAGCGGCAGCUUUUACCUGAAGGCGACCUAAUUGGACCUGUUCACACACACAGUUUGAGCUUUCGCAGGGAAAAGGAGCGCAAGGGUCAGCAGCACAAAGGGCGCAGCCUCCGUAGGGAAAGCCAGAAGAGUUUCAGUCGAGUUGGUGGCCCAACGAAAGUUAGCCAAAAGGAGAGGUGGGUGGAGGACAGUCUGUCGCUGCUUAAGCUCCCUCCUGCUUUCCCAGUGCAGGACAGCCCAGCCAAACUGCAGCCUGCUGUCAGCUACGCCUCCAAGGUGAAGGCGGGUGCAGGAAACGGAGGGCUGGAUGAGGAUCGGCCUGCCAUCGGCGUGCUGCUACAAAACCAGUGGGGUCUAAGUUUUAUUAGCGAGGCGAGGCCGGUCACAGAGGGUCCCACUGCUAAUGUCCUCCCUACUCAGCACACAGACGCUAAGCAGUCAACAGAUCCACAGUCCAACACAGUUCUCACAGUUCAGCCCCCCGAAGAAAUGCCCGUUUUACUCGCUACCUCUGUCAACCCUGCCGCACAUCCAGAGGACGACGAGAGCAACGGAAAGCUGUUGCUCAGCUGUCCCCAUCUAGUGGAGGCAUUCAACUAUCACAAUAGAGAAUGGAAUACUACCCGUAACAGACAGAAAAAAGAUCCAGAUGGGGUUGUCUGGUACAAGGACAGCCAGGAGCACCCAGCCUAGCAGCACAAGAAGCCCAAAGUAUAUAUAAAUACAUACAGUACACACCUACAUGCACAUGAAAACACGUAAAGUCGGACAACUUUGAGUCCCUUUCACACACUGCACUCAGGAUGAUGUCUUCACGCAAAGCCACACUGAGACACUUUGAACUAACUCCUUUGAGAUCUUACAGCAAUGGACUUAAACGCCUUACAGCCUGCCUUAAGUAAUCUAUAUACAAUAUAAAUAAUCAUGUUUUCAACACCUUGUUACUAUUUUUAGCUUGUUCGCGUAGAGCUGUUCUGUGUUUUUCUUUUAAACAUCUGACAAGCUGUAAUUUAAAUGCAACCCCCCCCCCCCCCCCCUUUUUUUUUUUUUUUUUUUUUUUUUUGAAAACUGCAAUUUUAUCAGACUCUGUCCUCUGUAAAGCGAGUGGUCAAUCAAGCACUUUGUUUAAAAAAAAAAAAAAAAAAAAUCUGUGACCAAUUCCUGUGUGCAAGAAACCCUCACCAGAGUGAUUUAUUCCCCUGCCCCAAAUUAGAAGCAGAGCAGUGUCUUAUUCCUGCUCAAGUUUUAUGGUUCAUGUAUGCAGAGAAUUUCUGUAUGUCUCUUCGGUUUAGAGGCACAAUGGAGUUUACCCUUUACCAGUUCUUAAUGCUGUGUUCCUUUUAUUUGGUUGUCAUCAUAUUAGUAUUUGAUUUUUGAGGACAAUUUAAAUAAAAAUACACUGGAGAAAUGUAAGUGAACAGUAUUGCAUAAUAAAAAUGAAUAAACAUC
Molecule: messenger RNA, 1774 nt
Organism: Betta splendens (Siamese fighting fish)
Lineage: Eukaryota; Metazoa; Chordata; Actinopteri; Anabantiformes; Osphronemidae
Exons: 4
Coding region: 143-1018 (291 amino acids)
Cellular component (GO): nucleoplasm; cytoplasmic stress granule
Molecular function (GO): RNA binding
Source: RefSeq, a predicted model, not a curated record